Messenger RNA from Schistosoma haematobium, 2775 nucleotides. RefSeq lists its product as uncharacterized. The transcript has 8 exons. Lineage: Eukaryota; Metazoa; Platyhelminthes; Trematoda; Strigeidida; Schistosomatidae. The coding region runs from base 711 to 1586 and encodes 291 amino acids. The record is from RefSeq and is a predicted model, not a curated record.
CCAGCGCCUACAGGUUAUCGAUGGUGAUUCUUAUUGACCUUUAUGAAUAAAGGAUUGAACUAGACUGAAAAAAAGUUGUAUGAACUGAAGAACUGAUUCAUUUAACUAUCAGUCUAUUCUUAAUCAAUAGUCAGUCUUAAAUUCUUGUGCUUGAUUAAAAUUAAGAAUCAUUAUGAUAGCUUCCACUGAACUAUUUCUAGCACAUACAACAUUUUGUUAAACCACCAUUGUAAACCAGGAAGUAUUGAACGGUCGUUUCGUUCUAUGGUGAGACUUCUCAACAGUGCGUAUCCACAAUCUCGCUCGCGGGAUUCGAACCUCUAGAGCCUUCAGUCUCGAGCGCGAGGGCUAAACAACUAGAUCACUGAGCCAGCAUCCAAUGGUGUUAACGUCUAACUUUAACCAAUCCACAAAAUUACGCGACAAUCUUCGAUUGUAUGGAGGUAGAUACCUGUCUCUACCCGACAUGGAUUAUCUAUUUCUAACACAUACAACACAUUUAUUAAACAUUAGGAUUUAUUUAUUUAUUUUGCUUUACAUUAAUUCAAGGUAUUAUAAAUAUUGUGGAGUCAAAUUUUGGAAAAUUAUCCGGAAGCAUUAAAGUAUUUUAUGGAGUUUGGAAAACGGGUCAAGUGGAUAUUAUUCAUAAUGAUAAGUUUCUAACGGUAAGAUGGCCUAAUCUUAACAUUUACAAUGCACAUGGAAAAGAAAUGAAAGAACGUGCACAAAUAACAUGCACAAUACAUGUUAAUGGGAACAUAUCGAUUUUCUUUGAAACAAUACCGAAUGGAACAUUUAAUGAAACAGAAGAAUCUAUGCCUGGAAGUACUAUAUAUUAUCCAACGAAAAUUCAAAAUAAUGCCUAUUCACCUUAUUACAAAAACACUGCGAUAAAAGUUCCUGCAUUCUUGAUAAAGUCGAACACCUUGAUGGAGUUUAUACCAGAUCCAAUUUGCUCUGAUCAAACAUCAUGCGGUGAAUGCCUCAAACCAGGUGCAUUCGCUACAAAAUGUUAUUGGUGUCCAAGAACAAGAAGGUGUACUAAUACUCAUGAUAGUUAUGGGAGAAUAUGGAAGAAAGGAGAGUGUCAAAUACAGAAUAGUAAAAAUUGUACUGUUCAGAACGAUGUUCUAACUACUCCGAUCCGAAAUAUCAUCGGUGUAGCAAAAUCCUCGAUCAGAAGAAAUAAACUUACAAAUCUCACACAGAAAAUUACAAACAACAAAUUAUCAGAACAUGUACCCAAUACGACUACUGUUCAAAAUAGUAAAAAUUGUACUGUUCAGAACGAUGUUCUAACUACUCCGAUCCGAAAUAUCAUCGGUGUAGCAAAAUCCUCGAUCAGAAGAAAUAAACUUACAAAUCUCACACAGAAAAUUACAAACAACAAAUUAUCAGAACAUGUACCCAAUACGACUACUGUUCAAGUAAUUCAAGUUAAUAAAACAUUGAGUAUUCAACUAGGCAAUAUGUUUUUUAUACUUCACCAUGUGAUUGAUAGUUCGUAUAUAAUCUUAUGGAUGUUAGCGACUGUAUUCAUUAUUCACUUUAUUAUCCUUUUCAAUAUAUUAUGUAAUCUAUUAUAACUUUCUUACUUCUUAUGAAUGAUUUCUUUGUUAUCACGAUAUUUAUUCACAAGUUAUUAUUCUUAUUUAUUCACUUAUUCACUGUAUGUUCUGAGAAGUUGUAUGUUUCUAGGGCAAUGUUGGUCUUCAUUAUUUGAUUUGUGCAUACAUGAUUAUUAUUAAACAGGAAUUGAAUGGAUUUUCAUCAGAAUAGUCAUUGAAUUACAAAAUGAAUUAAAGACAGAUAGCAAAACUAAAUGACAAGAGAUCCAAAUGUUUUAUGAAAUAUGUAAAAAGAUAACUGUUAAAUUGUGCACAAUAUUUCAAAUUGUUGUUGUGUCCCGAUAAGAAUAAUGAAUGGUCAUUUUCUGGGAUCUAUUUAUGGAUCAAUAUUUUGCGUAUAUUUUUGUUGUAUAAUUGUCAAUUAACUAAACUAUUCAUAUUCAUGUCUCUCUUGAUAUAAGCUUUAUUUUGACUUAUGAACUGUUAUUAUACGAUUUUCCAUUCUUGAAUUAUUCCCUGUCUAUUAAUAACUACCUCCUACAUUCACAGCCACAUUUGGCCAAAUCUUGUACAAAUGUUGUUUCAUAUUUUAUUGGUCUGUUUGAUUGGUAUAUAAACUCAGUAUGUUUGAAAUAUGAGGAUUCAUAUUGUAGAGGCCCGGAUUGGUGUUCUGAACUCAACUGGCUGGGCUAGGUGGAAAGCAGGACCAAUCAAGACUCUAGACUGGUCGCACGUGUUUUACGCGCCCUUGGUCCGAUCGAUAAUUCGCUGCUCCCUAAUUGGCGGUUACAAGUUAUAACAACUGUUUAACUAUAUCGAUUUUUCGUUCACUACCAUGUAAUAAAUCUGUGACUUUUCAGACCUAAAUUUUACAAAUACUUAAUUCUACUAACAUUUUGUAGUGAAAGAGAAAACAAGUGAAGACAGUCGAUUAUAUAUAGCACAAAAUUACAGAGCUACUUAGUAAAAUAAAAAAUUCACACUUCAAAUACUUCAUUUGCAAAAUGUUUAAUAAUUGUCUCACAUUCCAUUGUUCCUGCAUUUCUGUACCAAUUGCUUUCUGUCCCUAUUCUUCCCUUCUUGAUCUUAUCAACCUUUUGCCGCCAGACAUUUUAUUCCUGACUAGCGUUAUAUGCUACUUAUGUCGAUAUAAGUAGCACACACUACAAUUCCAUUAGCGAGAAUUUAUCUUUUUGCACACAAAUUC